GCCGCGAGAGGCUCCGAUCCCGACUCCGGAGUCAGGACCUCCCCAAACUCGUGCGCGGGACGCUUUCGAAGAGAGUGGAAGGCGCGAACUCUGAGAGCAAAGCCGAGUGUGCGAACCCAAUAGAGAGGCCGCUCUUGAGAGCAUCUUCGAGCGAAUAAGAAAGCGAGUAGCUAUAGGAAGCGAAAAAAAAAGGAAUACAACAAAAUCUACGGGAGCAGGAUAUCAGUUCUGAGUUCCGACUUCGUCGCGUAGUUGUCAUUUGCCGCUCGUUGAGUAGCUCAACCGGGCAAUAUAAGCGUUAGCGAUUGUCCUUUUUUUAGAUCGGCAACAGCUGUGACCGAAAGCCGGCCUCUGACUCCACUUGUGGAAUUAGUGAAGGAAACAAAAAAAAAGUCAGGAACGAAACGACCGUUGCAGCGAAUUCGCCUUGAGACAUCCCACUCCUGAGUGUGCCCCUUCGUCCGCUGUUGGAGAAAGACCUGCCUAAAGAGCCAUGCACGUUGGCAACAGCCGCAAGAGCCCGCUGGCCUGGAUCCUGCGCGCGUCGCUGUUACUCCUGCUGCUGGUGUCGGGCCACGAGGGCGCCUACCUGGCCGCCAAGGAGCAGCCUGGCGACGAGGAAGGCCGCGCCGCCGCUGCCGACCUGGGAGAGUUUGCCGGACUGGCGGCGCUGCUGCGCGAGUACCUGGCCGGGAGGUUCCAGGAGCCGUCCAGGACGCACUUCCCAGACUCCGCCGCGUCACAGAUCAGCGUCGCCAAGAGAGGAGUGAUGAUGGGCGUGGACCUUCCGGACUUCAUCCUGAACCGGAACCAGCCAUCCCUGAAGAACCUGCAGGUUCUCCGGCAGCGCCUGUUCGAGAGCGGCCGGAGGCGGUGAUUCCCAGGAAGCGCCGCGUCCAGGAAGCACCCCCCACAGACUCCUCGGACUGCGCCAGCCGCGCAUCCUUUCUCUCCCGCGAGACAUGGCCCAUUCCUCGGAAAACCGCUUAAUUCCACAAAAAAGAAGGUGUCAACGCCAAUCAUCGAUGAAAUCCAGUCGAUCAAGAUUCUUUACGGAGAGGGUGCUACCCCGAAGAAGGGAAGAAAAACAUUGAAUAUCCACGAAGAUGUAUACUUAGUCCCUGGAUUCUAAUUAAAACAAAAUACGUAGCGUAGGCACGACAAUCGAUGCGAGACGAAAAGCCACAGAGCCAUGUUCGCCAAUAAAUGUCGACGACGUAUGUGAUAAGAGAAAACACAUGAAGGACACCUUAAGUCACUUCUUCUUUUCGUAGGAUAUAGUUGUGGUACAAUUAUUUCGUUUAAAAGAUAAAAAAAGAUAUAAAACAGUGAUGUGUUGUGUCUUGUAGACUGAGUAUGAAAGCCUGUUUUGUGCGACUCUUGUAUCUCAAAUACGUCCUUUACGUUGUCACACAAACAAACAAAAAUUUGUUGCGGUGUUGUGUCCUGUCAAGCGAAGUCGCCGUUGUAUGCCGUGCUUGGUAAAAGUCAUUGUUUCGUUAAUGUUUCCAUUGCAUUGUGAAUAAAAAGCACCAAUUAAACU
Rhipicephalus sanguineus (brown dog tick) is the source of this 1543-nucleotide messenger RNA. RefSeq lists its product as uncharacterized. Lineage: Eukaryota; Metazoa; Arthropoda; Arachnida; Ixodida; Ixodidae. The record is from RefSeq and is a predicted model, not a curated record. The coding region runs from base 494 to 877 and encodes 127 amino acids. The transcript has 4 exons.